Messenger RNA from Aspergillus homomorphus CBS 101889, 3321 nucleotides. RefSeq lists its product as uncharacterized. The record is from RefSeq and is a predicted model, not a curated record. The transcript is spliced from 4 exons. Lineage: Eukaryota; Fungi; Ascomycota; Eurotiomycetes; Eurotiales; Aspergillaceae. The annotation marks the transcript as partial.
AUGGCGAACGAGGAGCGCCUGGCGCUCGCCUCGAUAUGGGGUUUUGAACCGAUAGGUGUAAGUGGCCCUACCAUUCACAAGAGUCAAUCUGCCAAUGCCAAUUCCGUUCAGGUCCAGGAGAUCAGUGAAGAAGUCCUCUCCGUCAAAGGCUCCCUCGACGAUUACACAACGAAGAUCGCCAACGUUGUGUCUAAUACUAUCGCGGGCCAGGAGUACAAAGACCUACUUGAUUUGGAUAUGACGUCUACCCUCCAGGGCGUUGGCCACGUGGACGAAAUGAAUGGACCUCUGGACGAGGGUUAUGAGCUGAUUCCCACCUCCACGAUUCAUAUAACUAAGUUUUGGCUUUCGUCUCGCGGGGGUUUGGGAUGCUAUUCCUUUGAGUCUAGGAACAUACUCUCAAGCAUUGCUGAGCUCACUACCACCGAGAUCACUAUGCUCGACGAUACGCAAGGAAUCCAAGUCUCAGGAACCAGUGCAGUGGAUGUUGAUGAUGCUCUGGCAAAGCUUUCUCGGGUUGAGAAACCAUUGACAUGCCUUCAACAUCCUAUCAUGGCCAACAUGCUGGUCGUUUCGGAAGAUGAUGGGUUCCGCUAUCGUAUUCAGAAGUACAAUACACUGAACCCGAUCGCCCAGAGUCGGGUUCUAGCCGAUCCGAUCCUAGGCAGGUAUGCUGUUCCGGGGGAGAUGUACGUCACGGUGCAAUUCUCCCUCGAUAAAGUGACUCACUCAAUGGGAAUGCCAACCAAUUUGAAAAAUCCGCCCCAUCUUGUCAACGACCCUGGUAAAUCUCGUAUUUGGAAUGACUUUGUUUUCCAGCCGCUUGGAAGUGGCGAGGGAUAUCAUGCAGUAAUCUCGAUGGCCGAAAGCACCAUACCUGGAACCCGCGCAAUGACAAUAGAGGAGGUCUCAGCUUCGCUGCACCCUUACCUGACCGCUGAAAAAGCAAAGCAGGUCAAUCAAUGGGUUGUUGAGGGGGCACGAGUGGAGAGAGAUGUUCCUGAAACAGGUUCCGUGGCUCCAGAUACCGCACAGGCUCCUGUCCCCAAGGCCUUUGCGCUUGUACCACGCGAUGUGACUGGUGCAGCCGGGGCCCAGAAACCGACCGGUGUAAAAGUGCGCAGGGUCGCUCCAGCUGUCUCAAAGCCAGUGUCUCAGGCGGCUCCCUCAGCUACUAAGCCGAAAUCAAGUUCGAACGGAGCUCCUCCGGUGACAGAGCCUAGAUCACCCAAAUCCGAAAAUCCGGGUUUGAAUGAAUACGAGCUUUCGCCUAGGAAACGCUGGGUGAUGCAAUAUGAUAUCAAGAAUGGCGAGCAGAACUUACAGGCUCCAAUGUCGGAGGCAAAGGCUCCUGGACCUCAAUCUCAGGCUCAGCUCUCUGAAGACAAGUCAAUUUUGCCAUCUACAUUUGACACUACUCGUUACGGCCUGAAGAGUCCUUCAUCACUGCAACGGCCUUGGAGCCGACGAGGUAACCCCAGCUUUGGUUCAGCAACAAGAUGGAAGGCCAGCCGUCAGAAUCAGCUCAUUGACAUCAACGUGCCUGUAACCGCCGCCACCAGCUCCCAGAUUAUAUCAUUUGAUCAACCAGCUCUUCUCCCAUCAGCCUUCUCGUCUAGCGCUGACACCACGGCUUCGUUUGACAAGAACACUUCGGACCUUGCUGGGCUGACCAUUGGGCCUGGAAGUUACCUGGAGUCCAGUGAGUCUGGGUCUGGACAUGGACCUACUACUCCAGUCAAUGGUAGCGUUGCAUACCAAGAGGAAAGGCUCGGUGCACUGCGCGAAAAAUACAACGCAACAAGUCGCGAGGUGAUUUCCACAUCCAAUGCAAUUUCCAAUGCUCCAGCCUCCCGAAGUCAAGCAAACGAGAUAUGGGUCAAAGCUAUGAUUACUGAUUUGGAAAGAGCACAGCGCUCAGAAAAAGAGUCCUCCGAUGAGGUUGCAUCUAGAAAGUUUCACAAAACCAGACACAGGGCUCCAAAGAGUGCUAGUGCUGCUAAAAGCAAGGCAGAAGCCAAGGCGAGAAGGCAAGCGACGCUUGAAGAUUCCUGGGGCAUUGGCAAGCCGAAGAAAAAGCCUACCGCCGCCUCAGUUGAACAGAACCCAGCCGCAAGUUCCAAUAUGCAAGCUUCGAACGUGCCAAAGCCAGCUCCCGUAGAAGACGCUGCCUUCAAGAAGCAGGUGAAGAAUCUUCAUGAUGCCAUUAUUCCCAUCCUUGACUCGGCGGCGUGCUUUCCUGGAGCGAUGAAUAUCGAGAUGCAGCUUGGUCUGGUCUUGAUACCUCUUCUUCCCAUGACCUACAGCCAAGAAUCCAUGACUUUGGAUGGCUGGACAAAAUUGUUUCGUCCACCACGCGGCUUAUUCGCUCCGACCACAAAGUUCGUCACAAGACUUACCACUUCUGGUGCCGACAUUGACCAUAUCGUAGACAUUCGAACUUCCAAGGCCGAUGGCAAGCGUCGCCUAUUCGAGCAGGACUACACGGAUUACGGCGUCUCCUAUGAAUAUCACUUUCGCACUAGAUCUAACAAGGUCUACAUGGUAGCCAUCGAUGAGAAUGGGAGUCACAGCAUCCGAGAGCCAGGAAAAGCCCUUGGUGGAGUCAACUUCCACUUCCCAGGUCACACGUGGGAUGCAAGAAUGUCGGUCAGCAAAGCGACGGGGUUCGCAUGUGACACUAAUUCGGAUAUUGAACAGAUCGCCCAGCAUCUCAUCAAGAGCAUCUGGAUCGAACCGGACAAAUUCCUCAUCCGCAUUUACACGCGUCUGCCCACCGAGAUUGAAAACAAAGUCACCCUGGAGAAUGUCUAUAUGAAGCGAUGGACUCGGCACCGUCACCUGCAGCCCGGCGAAGCUGCAUCCGCCUCGGGUCCCAAAGCAGCAACUGUGGCCGACAAAGUCUGCAACGAUGAUGGCAAUGCCACCUCCCACAUCUUCCUGCAGAUCACAGAAGUGCAAGACCUCAUCCACGGGAAACACCCCACUGAGCCGGAAGUCAAGCGAGCCCGGGCCACGCCGCCGGCAGAUAUGGUGAGCAACGGUCGACUCUGGUACGAAGUCGCGCUGGUCAGCCCCGCGAUCGAUGCCCUCCUCAACUCCAACGCCGACCUCGAAGUGGGCGAGCGCUCAAGUGACUGGCGCGGUAUUGACCUCUUCGGCCGAGACGCCGCCGCGCUGCUCGGUGGUGGUGGUGGUGGUGGUGGUGAACACCAAAAGCCCAGCCCCGUCGCCAAAGCAAUCGGUCACGCAGGUCUCGGAGAUCUCCUUAGUCUGGCCAAGACGGUGAUCCAGCGGAUCGACGCCGUGGGGUUCUGGAAU